AUGGAUUUUAUACAAGACUAUGCGGCUCUCAUCCCACGCUUCCUCCCACCCUCCUUCGCAAGCCCUCUCCUCCAACUCGUCACCACCUUCUUGGGCAUCUCGCGCACCCUAACCACGCACCUCUCGCCCCUCCUCAAUAAACUCAUCACACAACCCGAUGUAGCCUCCAUCCUCGCCCUCCUCGCCAUAUUCUUCAUUUCGCUCAAGAUACUCGAUAUGAUGUACCGAGCCGUCAUCUUCUGGGUGAACUUGGCUUUGAGGCUGGUGUUUUGGGGCGGCAUACUGGUUGUGGGCUUUUGGGUGUACAAUAGAGGGCCUGAGGGCUUUGUGGAAGAUGUGCAGGGCUUGGUCGAGUACUGGCUGGGACAGUAUGAGAUGUACAGUCAAGAGGUCAAGGGGUUCCAGCAGCAGAAGGAGGAUCAGAUUAGAAUGAAGGCGAGUGCGCAACAACAGCAGAAGAAGAGGGGAUGGCGGUAA
Molecule: messenger RNA, 477 nt
Organism: Alternaria atra
Lineage: Eukaryota; Fungi; Ascomycota; Dothideomycetes; Pleosporales; Pleosporaceae
Exons: 2
Coding region: 1-477 (158 amino acids)
Source: RefSeq, a predicted model, not a curated record